AUGCAAUAUCACAAGCUGGCUCUUGAUGGCUGGGAACGUUUCCAGCAAUCCGGAGAAAAAGACGAGCUAGACAAGUGUAUUGCUCUCGAACGCUCCGCGAUAAGCCUUCUCCCAGACGGGCAUCCUGAUUGCUCAGUUUUUCUGUUUCACCUCUCCUUCUUUCUAAACGAGCGAUAUGGCAGAUGGUGGGAAAUGGAAGACUUGGAGGAUGCUAUUGUGUUGGGACGUGCUGCUCUGACUCUUCGCCCUGAGGGUCAUCCCGAUCGGCCUGUUUCAAUGAGUAAUCUAGCAAACUCCCUGUAUUCUCGGUACGAGAAAAGUGGACGGUCAGAAGACCUCGAAGAAUCGAUCGAAAUGGAGCGCGCCGCUCUGAUCCUUCGUCCUGACGGUCAUCCUGAUCGCGGACGGUUAGAGGAUCUUGAAGAAUUGAUUGAACUGGAACGUGCUGCUCUGACCCUUUGUCCCGAAGGUCAUUCGGAUCGAUCUAUGUCAUUGGCAAAUCUAGCGAGUUCUCUGUACACUAGAUACCAGAAAAGCGGUCAGCCAGAGGAUAUCGAGGAAUCGACAAAACUACACCGCGCUGCUCUGAUUCUUCGUCCUGAGGGUCAUCCAGACCGAGCUCGUUCAUUGGCCGAUCUAGCAUCUUCCCUGCUUGUCAGAUACGAGCUAGACGGACGGUCAGAGGACCUGGAAGAAUCGAUCGAACUGAACCGUGCUGCUCUGGUUCUUCGCCCCGAAGGCCAUCCCGAUCGGUCUCAUUCAUUGGCCAGUCUAGCAGGUGUCCUGCGCGUGAGAUACGAACAAAGCGGACGGGUGGAGGACCUUGAGGAAUCAAUUGGACUGGACCGUACCGCUUUGACUCUUCGUCCUGAGGGCCAUCCGGAUCGAGCUCAUUCAUUGGUUAAUCUAGCAGCUUCUCUACGCAUAAGAUACAUACAAAGUGGACGGUCCGAGGACCUAGAAGAAUCAAUCAAUCUCGGACGAGCCGGCCUGACUCUUUGUCCUGAGGGUCAUCCCGGCAGGCCUCGUUCAUUAGCCAAUCUGGCAAGUGUCCUGCUCCUUAGGUACGAGCAAAGUGGACGGGCAGGGGAUCUUCAAGGAUCAAUUGAACUGGAGCAUGCUGCUCUGAUUCUUCGUCCUGAGGGUCAUCCGCAUCGGUCUACUUCAUUGGCCAAUCUAGCAGUUGCUCUGCGUUUUAGAUACCAGCAAAGCGGAAAAUCGGAGGACCUUGAAGAAUUGAUCGUACUGGAACGUGCUGCGCUGAUUCUUUGUCCAAAAGGUCAUCUGCAUCGCCCCCUUUCAUUGACCAAUCUAGCGUCUUCUCUCCGCGUUAGAUAUGAGCAACGCGGACGGGUAGAGGAUCUUGAAAAAUCAAUUGAACUGAACCGUGAUGCUCUGAUCCUUCGUCCUGAGGGUCAUCCGGACCGGUCUAUGUCAUUGGCAAAUCUGGCUGGUGUUCUGCUCCUUAGAUACCAGAAAAGUGGACGAACAGAGGAUCUUCAAGAAUCGAUCGAACUGGAGUACGCUGCUCAAAAUAUCCGUCCCGAAGGACAUCCGGAUUUGUCUCGAUCAUUGGGUCUAGCGGGCUCCUUGGCCACGAGAUACGAGCGAAGCGGAUGGUUAGAGGAUCUGGAAGUAUCGAUCGAAUUGUAUCGUGCUGCUCUGAGCCGUUAUCCUGAGGGUCACCCGGAUCGGUCUAUGUCAUUUAGCAAUCUAGCGAGUUCCUUGCGCGAGAGAUUCAAGCAAAACGGACGGUCUGAGGAUCUUGAGGAAUCAAUCGAACUGGAGCGAGCCGCCCUGAAACUUCGUCCUGAGGGCCAUCUGCUUUGGACUCGUUCAUUGAGCAAUUUAGCUGUUUCACUGCGUGUUAGGUACGAGCAAAACGGACGGCCAGAGGACUAUGAAGAAUCAAUUGAACUGGAACGCGCUGCUCUGAGUCUUUAUCCUGAGAGCCAUCCAAAUCGACCUAUCUCAUUGGCCAAUCUAGCGGAGUCGCUUCGCAUUCGAUACGAGCAAAGCGGGCAGACAGGGGAUCUUGACGAAUGCAUCGAACUGCACCGCGCUGCUCUGACUCUUCAUCCCGAGGGUCAUCCGUAUCGACCUUACUCAUUGGGUAACCUAUCGAUUGCCCUAUUCACUAGAUAUCAGCAAAGCGAACGGCCAGAGGAUCUUGAAGAAUCAAUUCAACUGGACCGUACUGCUAUGAUUCUUUGCCCUGAAGGUCAUCCUGAUCGAUUCCUUUCAUUAAACAAUCUAGCAGCUUCUCUGUAUUCUAGAUACGUACACAGCGGGAGGCCGGAGGAUCUGGAAGAAUCGAUUAAGCUGAACCGUGCUACCCUGAUACUAUGUCCUGAGGGUCAUCCACAUCGAUCUAGGUCCUUGGUCGGUCUCACUUAUCCAUUAUUCUCCCGAUUUGAACGUUAUGGACAUAGGCAUGAUUUUGAAGAGUGUGUGCAACUAUUAGAACAAGCCACUGGACAUAGAUUCUCCAGUACAUUGGAGCGCCUGAGGGCUGCGCGACGAUGGGCAACACUUACGCGAUCGCAUGGCCAUCAGACCACUCUCCGAGCUUAUGGGGCAGUGAUGUCGUUGUUACAGCGAACUCUCACUAUCAAUCCCACUCUCCAUGCUCGGCAUGACUUUCUUCGUAGAAAUCAAGAUGGGGCUUUGGCUGUGGAGGCAGCCUCCAACGCCAUUGAAGAGGGUAAACUUGGUCAGGCAGUGGAGCUGCUGGAGCAGGGAAGGGCAUUGCUUUGGUCACAGCUGCGUGGUUUCAGGACCCCCCUCGACCGGCUUGCGGGGACAAAUAAGGAGCUUGCCGACAAGUUCCAGAACGUUAGCCGCCAGAUGGAAGAUCUCGCAACAUCACCGAAGGUGCUUAUUUCCGGCUCAAGCUUGGCUCUUGCGCGGGACGUGCAAGAUGGGCAAGGAUCUUUUGACAAGAUGUUAAAGCAACAGAGGAAGUUGUCAGAAGAGCAAGAGAAGCUGAUAGAUGAUAUACGGCUAGUCCCGGGGUUUGAGGACUUUCUCAAGCCUUCACCGUUUGAAAUGCUGCGACUCGCAGCUUCGGAGGGUCCCGUCGUCGUGGUAAACCACUGUAAAUAUCGGUGUGAUGCACUCAUUAUUGUCCCUGCUGGGAAUGAUCCGCCAAUCUCCUGCAUUACGCUGGAUAAUGAUUUCUAUGAAGGAUCCUCCAAGCUAUGUCACGAACUUGUAGAAACUCGCAUACAGAAUAGGCCCGGCUCCCUUGUGUACAACGAGAAGCUCCGCGAAUCGAUGAAGAUGCUUUGGGACAAGGUCGUUUCCAAAGUUGUCCAUAAGCUCAAGGAACUCGGGUUUGCCGAAGGGUCACGCAUAUGGUGGUGUCCGACAUCUGUCCUGUCGGUACUUCCCUUUCAUGCGGCGGGUCCAUAUCGUUCUACGGACGGAACUAUGAAGUAUUUAUUAGAUGACUACAUUUCAUCCUACACGCCAACACUUGGAGCCCUCAUCAAUGCACGAUCCCCCGAUGAUGAUGGACGUGAUCCGGAAAUUCUUAUCAUCGCGGAUACCAAAUCUCUCGACUCAACCAGGAUAGAAGUUAAUGCUGUCCGACAGCGCAUUCGCAUCUACGAGACACAACCUAAAAUACUCCUUAACAUUAAGGCGUCGCAGAAGGCAGUGAUAAAGAGCCUGCAGAAUGCCACAUGGGUCCAUUUUGCUUGUCAUGGACACCUGGACAAGGAGCCCUUUGAUGCUUCAUUCAAGCUAUCUGAUAGUGGUUUGACGUUACUUGACAUUGUCAAGGCAGACCUACCGAAUGCCAAGUUCGCAUUUCUCUCAGCCUGCCAUACUGCUGAGCAAGCGCAUUUUGGCAUAUAUGAUGAAGUACUUCACUUAGCAGCAGCGAUGCAGUUUUGUGGGUUCCGGAGUGUGAUCGGCACAAUGUGGGAGCUGUACGAUCCAGACGGGCCUUCUUUAGCCAAGGGUGUUUAUGAGUAUCUUGCUGAGAGUGAGGAGAACAGAGGGAGGCAUAAGAGGGCAGCUGCAGCACUUCGGGAGGCUGUCAUGAUGCUGAAGACCAAGGAAGGGAUUCAGACCGAGAGAUGGGUUAAUAUGAUACACAUCGGUGCUUGA
This is a messenger RNA of Fomitiporia mediterranea MF3/22, 4116 nucleotides long. RefSeq lists its product as uncharacterized. The transcript is spliced from 2 exons. Gene Ontology annotation, molecular function: protein binding. The record is from RefSeq and is a predicted model, not a curated record. Bases 1 to 4116 code for a protein of 1371 amino acids. Lineage: Eukaryota; Fungi; Basidiomycota; Agaricomycetes; Hymenochaetales; Hymenochaetaceae.